GUGGUACUGUAACGGAGAACAAAAAAGAUGAAGACAUAAUCCAACAACAACCCAAGGAUGAAUAUAAAAAGCUAUUUUUCAUCAUAUAUGCCUUGCAUGCACAGUUUUCCAAAGGAAAGUUGACAACGAGUAGAAUAUUAAAAACAACGGUAACUUAAAUAACACAUCGGAGGGAGUGAUUUAAUUCAAGGACUUUUAGUAUUUGCGUAAAUAGAAAUCAAAUAUUCACUGCUACUCACCGGAUCAAGUUCUCCAACAACAUAAAGGCACGGCGCGCGAAAUCACAGCAUGCGCCACGAGGACAUCACCGUUUUCUGAACCAAGUAAAGUCAGCUUUUAGCGUGAAAUACAAUUUUUUUUUAUUUGAAACGAAUGGAAACUUGUUGCGAAGAAUAGGAGCGUCUAUUCAUUCAGAAUAUGAAGAAUCAAACAGAAUAUUGUGAAACAACAGGCAGUCAGCGGUUCAUGAUGACCAGCGUUAAAAUGGGUCCCGUGUUCAAGGGUCAUGCAGCGCAGAAGGAGCGUCCCUCGCCCGAAGGCGCUGGCUCUUCAGCAUAUGAUUCCCAUGCAGCACCUUGGACAGGGUGCGCGGGCUCCCUCCCGACACCCCUCACUCACUCUCUCCUACGGUCAAAAUGGUCCAAAGAACUGUUAAACGGUUACCCUCCUGAAUACAACUCCAUCAAGUCCACUGGGACGAAAAGAGAGACGUUAUUCGACACAGGACAUUUGUGCAAAAAGUGCAUCUCUCAUUUCAACGUCUUCAAAGGGGAAGCAUUAAAACAAGUAAUUGACAGAAACCUUUCUACCAAAGAUCCCAAAGUCUUCAUUCAUCUUUAUGAGAGCAUGAAACCUCCUGCUAGUACUGUAGAUGCCUGGGGCAACGUGGACGGACGCUGUGGCGUCUGCUCCACUCACUUUAGCCAGUUGAAGCAGGAGGCUAUCCGCACGAUCCUCGCCCAGGACCGGGCCAUAUGGGCUCCACCUACUACUGCCAACAUCUCAUCCACAAGCCUUGACUCAGGCUCACAAACGCUCCCCAGAACCUCAAGCCACCGAUCUGUUGUCUCAGACCCCCAUCAGAGGCCCAGCAAUGCAGGACCGGAAUGCUGGAUUAAAGGACGUCAACAUUUAGAGGCCCUUUGGCCCCUGUCCUCAUGCAAAGGAAUCAAUUCAAUGUCUCAAAAGUCCUCCCAGAGUCCUUUACAUGCAGGAAAGGUGUUUGAGAAGGAGAAUGUGACCUCUACAGCACUAUGCAACUACGGCGCCUCACAGCCACCCCGUUCUUCUAGUAUGUCCUCUCUGCUUCCUGCAGGAACCUCUGCUGCCUUGUCUUUCUUUGUCAGGGCUGCACAGAAGCUGAACGGAAUGGUUAGAAGAGGGAGGCCGUUCUCAGAAAGUGGUGCUUCUCAACAUCUGACAAACUUCAGUAGCCUCAUGCAGAAGUCUCCUCCUCCAGUACCAGCCAGCAUUUUUCAAGCUGCUAGUAAGAGCAAGGAAACACCUGGGAUGGGGAAGGUCAAAGUGAUGCUGCGAGUCUGUUCGGUUCCUGAGUCAGACCCCUCCCAGUCCUAUUCUUUCAAACUGGACCAGCACAAGAAACAGAUCACCGUGCUGAAUGUACCCACCUUCACCCCUCAGAGACAGACUGCUGGCACUACAGUCUCCUCAAAGACCUUCACCUUUGAUGCUGCCUUUGGCCACGAUUCAACCCAGGCUGAAGUUUGUGAGAACAGCUUGUGUGAGGUGCUUCAGUGUGUGGUGGCAGGGGCUGAUGGUUGCAUCCUAAGCUUUGGUCAAACCAGUGUGGGAAUGUCUUACACAAUGAUUGGCCGUGAUGGUUGUACUCAAAGCCUUGGAGUUAUUCCAUGUGCUAUCUCUUGGCUUUUCAAGCUCAUUAACAGGAAGAAAGACAAGACAUGGGCAAAUAUCACUGUUUCCGUGUCAGCUGUAGAGGUCUGUGGGGAAAACAAUGCCAUCAGGGAUUUACUCUCUGAUGUUGAGACGGGCAACUGCAAGGAGACCUAUAAGCCAGAUGCUUUCCUCAAAGAGGACCCCGUCUGUGGAAUACAGCUCUGCAACCACAGUGUGCUAAAUGCUCCAACCCCAGAAAGAGCAGCUUUCCUAUUAGAUGCAGCUAUCGCAUCUCGCAGUGGGACUUUGGACAGUGGAGGGAGACCGCUACACUGUUGUCACAUGUUCUUCACCCUGCAUGUUCGCCAACAACACAUAGGGAGCAGCACCAAGUCUGGGAUGAAUGUGGAUCAAAGCAAGCUGAGCCUGAUCGAUUUAGGGAGCUGUGUGGGGGAGAGGGAUGAAAGCAACUGUGGAGUCUGCCUCGCUGAGCUUGGAAACUUUAUCACAGCCAAUCUCAACAGACAUAAACAUGUCACUAAUAGGGAAAGUAAAUUAGCCAUGCUCCUGCAAGACUCUCUGAGCAAUGUCAACUGCUCCACAACAAUUAUUGCCCAUAUAUCCACAUCGCCUGAAGACCUUACAGAAAGCCUCUGUACGAUGCAGACUGUGUCUCGAAUGCGGAGGCAGAAAAAGAAGACAAGGAAAUCUUCCUCAAGCUCGCCUGGGGGAAGAAGCUUAGGCAACGAGAGGAAAGUUAAUAAUUCCACCAAGCUGAGAUUCCAGUCUACAGGAACACUGGAUCAAGAUCUCUCCUCUCCUGGUUUCUCUAGUGAUCCAGCAUUUUACCCUGAGAGUGACAAGUCUUGUGAUACCUUUAUCUCUAUGGAUUCUUCUGGCCUCCUAGAUAAAGAGGUUACAAAUAGAAGCAGAGAGGUUUUACCUAUUAUUCCAUCCUUACUCAAAAGCAAAUUAGAGUCCAAGAAGCUCUCGUUGAUGAAGUUUUGUGAAAUCUCUCCACCAAUUGCCAAUCGCAUGAAGCAAAUAUCAAAAGAAAAGACUAAAGAAGAGUCAACACCAACAAUAUUGCAAGAUAAAUCAGAUUUUGAGUGUCUGAAGUGCAACACAUUUGCAGAACUCCAGAAUCGACUGGGAAACAUAGACGGAACAGAAUUGGAUCUAUGCAAAGAUCAGGAAGUGAACAAUAUGAAUAAAGCACCUCACUUAAGCCAAACUGAAAAGAAAUCUAAUUCAUUGGACAUUCAAGCAUCAAGCAAAUCUGAAAGUACCAGACAAGGAAACUCAUCAAAAACAUUUGCCAUCAUUCACAACAGUGUGGAAAUUCCAAGUACUUCCAAUUCACAGAUUAUUCAGACAUGCCCGCCACAGUUAGAUGUAGUCAAACCAAGUGAUCCUUUGCUGUCUGGCCAAUCUCCAAGCAAAUCUAAGCUUCAUAAUAAAAAAAUGGAAGUAAUGCCUACUUCACUGUCUCUGAAAUUGGAAGACCAAGGUAAAAUAAGAUUAUCGGAUUUCACAAUGCAACCUGAGACACGAAUUUCUCCCGUCGGCAAGAGUUCUCCAAGAUCUACCUCGUCCUCUUCUUUUUCAUCAUCCCUAUCUUCCAGUUUGAGCUCCCCACCGGCUGUUUCUACCUCUUUGAAUGGAGAUGUUCCACAUUGUACAGCAAAGAACCAGCGAGAGAUGAGGGCCACCAUUACAGUGACCGUUCAGCAACCGCUCGAUCUUAAUGGACAUGAUGAGAUUGUGUAUACCGUGGUUGAGGAGGUUACAAUAAAUGGGGCCACUGAGCAAGGAAAGGCAAAAAUAUUAAGUAUUCAUGAGUCUCACUCUCUCCAGGCUUUAACACCAGGAAGUCAGUCUGUAAGGAUUAUCGGCAGCAUAGGUGAAGAACAAACAGCAAGUUUUUAUAGUUCCACCUCUAAUGCAAAAACCUCAGAGAAUGAAGUCUCCAUAGCCUCAUCUGAUGCAGCUGUACCACACACAAAAAUCAAUCCACAUAUUGACAAGGAAAGCAGCUUCCUUGAUUCAAAAGACCUGCCACAGCAUGAUAGUUGGUCUGACGUCCCGCUGACAGAAGAUGUGAAGGAGAUACCUAAAGAAGCCAAUACUAAACUUGAUCCUCACUGUGAGGUCUUGAAGUCCAGACAAAAUGCUUGUGAAAUUACUCCCGAGCAGAGCUGGUUGUGCCAAAACAAAAAGAAAGACACCAAGAAUGUCCCACAAAUGAACACAGAACACAAGAACCCAUGUAAUCCAAGACAAACUCUUGAGAGGAAACAAUAUGCCAAGAAAGACGGACUUGUGGAAUGGAACAAAGACAGUGUCCCAUCAACACACACAAAUAGUCCCAACCUCAAAAGGAAAGAAACAAAAGAAGAGUCUGCAAGAAGUGCAAUGCUAAACCUGGCUACUGAAACUAAGACCAACACGAAAUCUCAUUUUGAAGAGAGCAGCAAGUUAUUUAAUGCAAAACUGAAAGCAUUAUCCGGCAGGAGCCAAACUUGGGAUGAGAGUAAUCGCGGAAGCUCAACAGGAAGCUUGAAAGGUAAUUCUAGCUCACCAAGACUUAAAAGCAAGUUCCUUGAGGAGACUGCUUUCAUCGAUGUGGCUCCUCAAGGCCUUUUAGAUGAACAAUACUUUCCAGCUCAACCCAGCCCACUUGGUUUUAAAGAAGACUUUGAGGACUUUGUAAGGUGUCGAGCUAGUCAGAGUCUUGGGAGGGUUCCACAGUUCUUCCCCAUGCAUGACGCCAACGAUGCAUCCCGGCCAUCCAAAAACGGUCACUCUAAGACAACAGCUGUUAAUAAAUUCAUGCCCAGUUCAAAGAUCCACAAGAUGCCAAACUUGUCCCCCAAACCCACUAGGCACUCGAUCAACAGGAGCUCAAGCUUUUCUCCUAAUGGAGCACCUGUCAACCAAAGCUCGUGGUCAACACACUCCCUAUCCCGAAGUCAAGAUAACGGUGGUUUGAAGUCGCCCGGUGCAGUCCGGAAAGGAAGGGUUGAACUUUUAAGAAGCAGUAGAGACUCUCUUUCUGCUUUUAGUCAAGGUGGGUCUGAUUUAGAUGAAAGUGAAGAACCGGGAACGUCGAAACCUUUCGUUCACACGUUGCCAUCCCCGUACAGUCGGAUCACAGCUCCACGGACACCAUACCACUGCAGUGGCCAUGCGAGCGAUACCACCAGUGUUCUCAGUGGAGAGCUGCCUCCUGCCAUGUGUAAAACGGCUUUACUCUAUAACAGAAGCAGUAUGGUCAGUAGUGGUUAUGAAAGCAUGCUAAGAGACAGUGAGGCUACAAUUAGCAGCAGUUCAACGCAUAACUCCAUCAGCGAUCAGAGCUGCUCACUUGGCGCUGGUAAAGGGGCAAGAAGUACCAAGAAAAGAACCAACAUAGGGUCUAGUAUAAGACGACCAUCUCAAGACAACCUCCUUUCUCUGAAGAGAUCCGUCAGUGGGCCCAAAAUGCACCGGGUGGAUCGGGGUGUUUCUGAGUCUUAUGAAAUAAAAGUCUAUGAGAUUGAUAAUGUAGAUGGCGUACAGAAGAGAGGUGGGGCAGGGAACAAGGGUAUAGUGCUCUUUAGUGCAAAGCUGAAAUUCCUGGAGCAUCGACAGCAGAGAAUAGCAGAGGUGAGGCUCAAGUAUAAUGCUCUCAAGAGGGAGCUGGAACAUGCCAAGCAUCAUCUGAUGGUGGACCCUGGAAAAUGGACCCGUGAAUUUGACUUAUGGCAAACGUUUGAGGUAGACUCCCUGGAGCACUUAGAGGCGUUGGAGCUGGUCACUGAACGGCUAGAGCGUCAUGUUAACCUCUGUAAAGCACAUGUCUUGAUGGUCACCAGCUUUGAUGUUACACCCAAAUGCAGACAAAAGUGGCGGCAUCGGCCCACUGUAGAUCAUACAGCGUUUGCAGGAAUAUAGCAUGCCAAGAUGUUAUAUCAUCACUUUAACCUGUUAUGCAACAUAUGAAAUGAUAUGCAAAUCUGUGCCUGUAAAGCAUCUCAAAAUCAUCACAUUAUACAGAAGCUUCCGCUGGUGCUGAUCGGGCUCUACUUGAAAUCUAAUUUGCUGUAAAUGUUUGUGUUUUUCGCUUUAGCAUUGAGAGAGAGCAAAACAACAUAAUGGACUGCAGACUUCUGUCUGAACUUGGAUGCACUGAUAUGGGCUUUUCCUCGAUUAUUCCUUGUUUUUCACUGUUCAGACUUUAAUUCUGAGUAGUCAGGAUUCAAGAUUUCCCAUUGUACAUUUGUAAAUCCUGGGUUAACUUUCCUAUUGGCAUAUUUAUCCCUAACCCUAAGUAGCCUACAGCAUGAGAUGACCUGUAAUAUAACUGCUUGUCCAUCUGUGGAAAUGUUCAACAUUUUAAUGUUUCUCUCUCAAGCAUUAAUUUAUGGCUUGUUACCUGUUGUUAAACAACUUGUUGUAACAUUGUCGCACCUUAUUGUUUCACACAAUAUACUUUUGUGCUUAAUAUCGCAAGUUGAAAAGUUGAGGUAACACUCCUUUUCAAAAUUACAAGUGUGAAAUAAAAAUUUCUUAACCCAGGGUUAAAUGUGGCCUUAAUUCUGGGAUAAGUUAUGUUACUUUACUGAGAGUUAUUAUAAUAGUCACCUUCAAGGUGGUAAAAACACUGUAAAUAAGUAACACCCAGGGUUUAUUUUGUUGCUCUAAGAGCAAAUAAAUUGGAAGUUUUAUUGUUAAGGUCUUUAAUCCUUAUGUGUAUGCACUAAUAAAAACUUGUUAUGCAC
Messenger RNA from Megalobrama amblycephala (Wuchang bream), 6617 nucleotides. It is a transcript of the gene kif26bb, whose product is annotated as kinesin family member 26Bb. The transcript has 15 exons. Gene Ontology annotation, biological process: microtubule-based movement. The record is from RefSeq and is a predicted model, not a curated record. Gene Ontology annotation, molecular function: ATP binding; microtubule binding; microtubule motor activity. The coding region runs from base 418 to 5790 and encodes 1790 amino acids. Lineage: Eukaryota; Metazoa; Chordata; Actinopteri; Cypriniformes; Xenocyprididae.